Molecule: messenger RNA, 804 nt
Organism: Prorocentrum cordatum
Lineage: Eukaryota; Dinophyceae; Prorocentrales; Prorocentraceae
Source: the annotation of a GenBank genome assembly
AUGAAGGGCGCGAAGGCCGGGAAGGAGGUGCAUGACGCCUUGGCGGAACUGUCCUCCGAGGCCGCCACGGGCGCCUCUUGCACGUCGUGGGGGCAUGCCCUCGCGUUCGACAUGCUGCAUCCGCACAUCGUGCGAGAGGCGCCGGACAUCCUCGGCAUGCCAGCUACGAUCGUGAAGAUCAUAGUCAGUAUCUGGAGCAACCAGCGCAGGCUCCUCCUUCUCGGCGGGCGCGGGCAUCGCCGCGCACAGCACGUCGGCGCGAGCAUCCCCCAUGGGGACCCGCGGAGCCCGAUGUGCCCCAGCGCGGUGCUGCUGGGGCCACUGCGGGGGGUGACGGCGACUUCCCCGUAUUUGUCGCACCAGUCCUACGUGGACGAAAGCACGCGGGAGAGCCAUAGCCCUCACGGCAUCGUCGGCGCUGCCAAGCUUCGGAGGGGGUGGGGCGACGCCCUGGGCAUGCGUGACAAUUCGAGAAAGGACCAGUGGUUCCACAGGGACCCGCGCGGGCGCCGUCGAACGGCCGCCCAUCCCGACAUCGGCCCUGAUCGUGUCAAGGACCACCUGAUCGUACUCGGCGCCAAGAUCACUGGAGAGCCCAGCACCGUCGUGAUGGGACACCGCGCCGACGUCAAGUACCGGCGCCAGCAGUCGGCGCUGACGGCAGUUGCCCGCGCUCAGGGAUCUUUGAUCGCAGUAUUGGGCGGGGGCGGAGAUGUCCCGGACCCCGCCAUCGCGGCGCCUAGCCUGGCAAGGCGGGGCAGCCCGGGCACUCUGCAGGGGCAGCUUUCCCGCGAGAUGCUCGGG